Haliotis rubra (blacklip abalone) is the source of this 1579-nucleotide messenger RNA. Its product is annotated as probable cytochrome P450 12c1, mitochondrial. The record is from RefSeq and is a predicted model, not a curated record. NCBI's taxonomy places the organism in Eukaryota, Metazoa, Mollusca, Gastropoda, Lepetellida, Haliotidae. The coding region runs from base 526 to 1338 and encodes 270 amino acids. The transcript has 7 exons. Gene Ontology annotation, molecular function: iron ion binding; oxidoreductase activity, acting on paired donors, with incorporation or reduction of molecular oxygen; monooxygenase activity.
UUUGUUGUGCUUUGUCAGGUGUACAAUUGUUUAUUCUUUGCAUUUGUUUGAUCAUGAAUGAAUAUGUACAGCCAAUUACAGUUGUUUCACAUGCUGAAAUGGCUGGUUAUGCUCUAGGUGGCGUAAAACUCCUCACUCUAUUUCAAUCAAGUUGACACAAAAGAUCUUUGUGACUCAUUACUUUGUUCAUAAAAUGGAGGUAAAUAACAUGCUACAGCAUGAUUAAUCUUUCGAUGUUACCAUCAGCAUAUAAACCUGUCUAGGUAUCGGCGUUGUCACCUACGACCGGCGUCUGGGCUACCUCGACCCCGACAUUGACGAUUACCCACAGAAGCUGCAGAUCCUAGCCGACAUCAAGGCAGUCCUGGAGCUCGUCAGUGACAACCAACACGUUCCCGAGUUUAUCACCAGAUAUCUGCCACUGAAGGAGAAACGAGAGUAUAAAACAGUCGCAGAUCGCCUGGUCAGUAAGACAACUUUGAAUAUCAACUUACGUACAUCACAGCGUGUCAAUAUGUGGGACGAAUGUCAGAACUGAUGCCUAAACACAUUAUGAAGCUGACGAACCUGGAUGCAUACAGCAAUGCCAGCGCCUUUUACGAAAAAGCCAUGGAGGACAUCAGCAGGGGGAUCCAAGAGGGCACAUUGACUCCAGAAGAAGACAGCUUCAUGCAGUCUCUGAUACUGACGGACAAGAUGUCAGUUGGGGACAUGGUCGCAAUCUGUAUGGAUCUCUUUAUUGGAGGAACAGAUUCGACCGCCCGCAACCUGCAGAUGAUACUGUAUAACCUGGCCCUCAACCAAGACAAGCAGCAGAAACUGUAUGAGCAGAUCCUGAGUGUCCUGGGACCUUCAGGCCCUCUCACCGGAGACGCCAUCAGCAAGAUGCCCUACAUGGCAGCAUGUCUCAAAGAGUCCUUCAGACUGACAUUCCCCAUCGCAUCUGGCACUCAGAGAUACAUGCCGGAGGACAUAAUCCUGCAGGGUCACAGGAUCCCCAGGGGGACAUCGCUGAUAAUGAUGAACCAGAAAACUGCCAAAGAUAUUAAAUAUUUCCCCGACCCAGAGAGUUAUCUCCCCGAGCGGUGGGUGAGGGACAGUGAAGGCAAACGAGCCAAUCCUAUUCCACCAUCUGCCUUGCUACCGUUCGGCUUUGGUCCAAGACAGUGUCUUGGGAAGAGAUUUGCUGAGCAGGAAAUAUACCUGGCAAUUACAAAGAUAAUACAGAAGUUCGAUGUGUCGUUGGAACCAGGACAAAAUGAAAUUGAGAUACAUUACCGUCCUUUCGUCGGGACCAAAGAACCCAUCAGAUUCAAAUUCAAGCAAAGGAAAUCGUGAGCCAUCCAUAUCACUUGUGUCCAACUGGGAUCAGAGAAGUGUUACCGACCGUCUGGAUUGGCAUGGGUUGCGAGCUCGGAGUUUUUUUGUUGCCACAUUAUUAUUAUUGAUCUAUUACAGUCAAACCUCAAUCUCUCGAACUCGGUUGAGACGAAUUCUCGGUUGUGUCGAACUCAUCUCUCGCCUUUUCAGUUUAACACCAAAUCCGGUUAUAUUUCAAUAUAAUUUGUUAAUUAUUCAA